Durio zibethinus is the source of this 2465-nucleotide messenger RNA. RefSeq names its product vacuolar protein sorting-associated protein 20 homolog 1-like. Lineage: Eukaryota; Viridiplantae; Streptophyta; Magnoliopsida; Malvales; Malvaceae. The record is from RefSeq and is a predicted model, not a curated record. Gene Ontology annotation, biological process: vesicle budding from membrane; late endosome to vacuole transport via multivesicular body sorting pathway. Gene Ontology annotation, cellular component: ESCRT III complex; multivesicular body.
CGUGGCUCUCACAUGUGUCUGAAAAACUCCAUAACCCCGAGUGGAACGAGAGCUUCCUCAUCUCUUUAGCUCAUCCCGUCAUUGAGCUUGAAUGUGUUAUGGUGAAAAAUAUUUUCCACAAAGUGAUUCAAACAAUGACAAAAUAUAUUUUUUUUUUUCCAAAUAAUUGCAAAUAAUUGAUUUUUUUAAAAUUGAAUUUCCACAAAAUAUAUUUUUUUCAGAAGCCAAAUUUUACUUACCGAACGGAGCCUUAAUAUCAUAUGUUUGAAAAUAUUUUAAAUUUUCACAACCAUAUCAAAUGCUUAAAAUUAUUAAUUCAUGAUUUUCACAACAUUUUUCGAAUGCACUUUUAACUUUUUAUUGAUGUUAAAUUAGUCCACAAUUGAUUUUGAAAAUUGAUUUAUGUGAGAGACAGGGUCAAAGUAAGGUAAGAGGGAGAAACAUAAAAAUGGAAAUGAAAUAUCAAAAUAGCUGGAAAAGAUAGGAUAUCAGGAAAAGUAAGAGAUUGGGUAAUUGGGAAAGCAAAAAUAGCAGGAGAAAAAAAAGGACGGAAAACAAAAAUAACAGGAAAAAUCGUCUCCGGAGAUUUGUGGUCGUACCUCCUUCGUUAAGGCUGAUUGGUGUAGAGAUUUGGGUUCUCUUCCGUAUAGAGAGAAUAGGAGACAAGUGAUUAGGUGAGGGUUAGGGUUUUUUGACGUGAACCGAGCAAUUAAUCAGUAAUAAAUGGGGAAUUUAUUUGUGAAGAAACCCAAGAUCACCGAAGUUGAUCGAGCAAUUCUCUCCCUUAAGACCCAGAGGCGCAAGCUUGCACAGUACCAGCGGCAGCUUGAGAAUGUUAUAGGAGCGGAAAAGCAAGCUGCUAGAGACUUGAUUCGUGAAAUGAGAAAGGAUAGAGCUUUGUUAGCUUUGAAGAAGAAGAAAGCCCAAGAAGAUUUAUUGAAACAAGUUGACGCAUGGCUUAUUAAUGUCGAGCAACAAUUGGCAGAUAUUGAACUAGCAAGCAAGCAAAAAGCAGUUUUUGAGAGUUUGAAAACAGGUAACAAUGCAAUUAAGGCAAUACAAAGUGAGAUCAACAUAGAUGAUGUCCAGAAGUUAAUGGAUGACACCGAAGAGGCUAGGGCUUAUCAAGAUGAAAUCAAUGCGAUCUUGGGGGAGAAAUUAUCAGCUAAAGAUGAAGAGGAGGUUUUGGCGGAAUUUGAGCACUUGGAAACUCAGAUGGCUGUUCAAGAUAUGCUAGAAGUGCCUACGAAAGCAGAAUUUGAAGAACAAAAUUUGGAUCUUCCUGAUGUGCCAACCAAGAAACCAGUUGCUUCUAAUGCAGCUAGAGAUGAUGCUGAAAUUGCGACAGCUGAAAUUUCCACAAAAAGAAGAGUUACGGAGGAACCACUGCCUGCUUGACAAAACGUCGUGGCUGUUUCAUGAGCCACUUGCCAUUAUUAAUGAGCAUCUCCUGGCUGCCUUAUUCACCUCUUUUCAUAUUUUUAUUUUCAUUUGUUUAUUCCCAUGAUUGCAAACGUGAUGGGGUGAGUUUGGCGGUCAAUUAUUUUCAUGUCCGUUUGUACGGAUCUGUAUAAAUACCUGUUUAAUUUACAUAUGAUGGUGAUUAUUGAAAUUGCUUACUUUCUGCCCACAUAUAUCAUUACUAUAUUAGCUUGCCGCCAGUCUUGUCACAUUAAUUUCUUGGAUGCACUGAAUGUGCUUCAUCAAUCUGGAUAAGGUUUUUUAUUCAUAAGAAAUUAUAAAUGCCAUGUUGCAAUUUUCAUUUUCUUGGUAUGAGCAUGGGAUUGGGAAGUUGACGCCAUAAUACAGGUAACUCCUUGCUGACUAGAAUUAUAUUCUACUGAUGUAAUAAUUGCUGAUAGGUUCAUCUAUUUUUGGUGCUAUUCUGCAUAGCUAUUUAUUUGCAAAAUGAAUCCUGGAAUUUAAUAAUCUAUCAAGAUCAUCUACUGGUUUGGGACAGGAAGCGAUUGGAUCAUUGUCUUCUAUAAUUGAACCGGGUUGGUUUGGUUACGUCUUUUGGAUCUUUUUUUAAUAAUUAAGGAAAUUUGAACUUGAUUUUUUGGUCAGAUGAUAAUAUACUUUAGCAUGUAUUUAUCAUUGAAUCAAAAUAGUCGAGUGGGUGCAUUAGUGAAUUUUUGGUGUUUGGAAGUGGAAAUAAGCAUGUUAGAUUGGGGAUUGUUUUAGGAUUUAGACUUUGGACCAUUUUGGCGUUUAGUUGAAGUGAAGCAAGGAUUCAAUUUUCUCAUAUUUUACUUUGUAAUUAAUCGAAUUUAAAUUCUCUUUGAAUUUGAGUUUCACUUCAUUAUUUUUUCUACAUUUGGGUUCAAAUUAUCAGUGUUUGAUGUAAUAUAUGUCUUUAAGCAGAAAAGAGAAAUCAAAUCAACGUGCUCUUUAAAUUCAAAUAUUCAAUUUUGCUGCUGUCACAUGGGAGAGGGGAUCUAUUCAAAUCUCCGUUCUUUCUCUUC